CGUCGGUGAGCGACGGACGGUGUCGCAGUGACCGCGACGUGAAUCAGAGUGCGGGUGCCGGCAGUGAAUGGCCGAGCGUUCAGCGUUUUGGUGCUAGUCGCCUGUGCGGCGUCGUGGUCUCCAGAGUUUCGGUGUAGCGGCAGUGUCUGCCGGCCGGCCAGCGUCGGUUGAACGGUGCUGUUCUCCCAGCGAGAGGAGCGCUGCUCGGUCUGGGUGGUUUUGAGUGAGAGGGUGCCCGACCUAAAGCUGCAGCGCUCCUUUUCUUCAGCAGCCAUAGGAACUGUGAGGAGGGUCGGAGCCGAGAGGAAACAGCAUCACAGACUCGUCGCGGUGAUACACCGGAAGAACGACGGCGCCAUGUCAGCCGCUCGAGGAUCGCGGAGCGGGGUCUGUCUGCUCGUCUGUCUACUGGGCUGUGUGCUGCUCCACACGGCCAGUGGACACGGACGGCUGUACGAGCCGCCCGGACGAUCCACCGCCUGGAGGUACGGCUUCUCACUGCCUCGGAACGACAACGACCACGAGUUGAACUGCGGUGGCUUCAGUCGCCAGUGGGUGCAGAACAGCGGCCGAUGCGGUAUCUGUGGCGACGCCUGGGACCUGACACAGCCCCGACCGAACGAGGCUGGCGGGAUGUACGGCCGCGGUGAGAUCGUGCGCACAUACGCCGCCGGCUCAUCAAUCCCCGUAGGCGUCGAGCUCACUGCCAACCACAAGGGCUACUUCGAGAUGCGCGUCUGCCCGGUGAACAGCAACGCUCGUCCGGCCACUCAGCGCUGCCUGGACCGCUACAAGCUGCAGCUCUCGGACGGCGGCGGCGUGCGCUACUACCCGCAGCCGGCCUGGAACGGCAAGAUCCAGCUGCGCUACCGGCUGCCCGCCGACCUCACCUGCCGUCAGUGCGUGUUCCAGUGGCGCUACGUGGCCGGCAACAACUGGGGCACCUGCGGGAACGGCACCGAGGGCAUCGGCUGCGGCCCGCAGGAGGAAUUCCGAGCCUGUGCCGAUGUCAGGAUCGUCGACGAGGCCGGCGAGUUUGACGAGACGCGCUACGACUGGGCGGACGGUGAGCUGGGCGGCACGGUGCCGCCCUCAGACGAACGGCAGGCGCUCGUGGCGGAGACCAUCGCCGCAGUGGUCCUCGGAGUGCUCGGCGCGCUCGCCUUCUUUGUCGGUGUCUGCUGCUGGGCGCUGGCGCGGCGCCGCGGCACGCGCAACAACAAGAAGAAGCGCGGCGUGACGUUCGGUCGCCAGAUCUUCCUCAUCUCCAACCCGACGCUGACGCGCAACGGGAAGCUGUCCAAGCCGACGGCGGCCGUGUCGCCGUCCGGGCCGGUGGGCGCACCGGGCGACACCAGCGCCAUCUUGGAGGUGUCGUCCAGUGACGGCAGCACGGGCUCGCGCGGAGGCGGCGCACCGCCACCGCAGUUCGCCGCCGACGACCAGUCACCCGAGCCGCCGGUGGCGCCGCGCAGGAAGCGGACUGCCCGGUCUCCGGCCGGAGAGAAACAGACGCAGGAGUCGGCCCAGGAGCUGGAUCAGGAUCCGCGGCGGGCGGGAGCGCACCUGCACAUCAGCCGGCCCACCCAGGUGACCGUUAACGGCGUCUCCGUGGUGCCCGACCCGAUGCCCGAUGUUGUAACGCACUGAACUCUGGUGGUGGAGAGAAGAGGCUCAAGUUCUGUCAGCGUGCACGAGACGGUGUUGAGGUCGGUUUUCGUAGGUUCAGUUGAAGGUCCCGUCCAGUCGUCAACGGUCUCGGUGAUGUAGCUAGGGCGGACGCAGAUGAAACUCACAUGCAAAAUGUAAAGCGGCGGAACAGUUGACUACGUUUGUGCGUGUGAAAAGCCCGGAUAGGGCGCGGGGAGUGGCAUCUCUCAGGGAUAGCAUGAGAAGGGUUGAAUAUGUUUGUAUUUGUGGUGGGCAAGUAGGUACAACGUUUGCGCGCUGCACCUACACACAGUAAGCAAUAAGCAUCAGUAUUCUAUCCAGUGGGACCCAUAUUCUACGUCUGUAAACACAGAAAAUUCGAAAAGUUGCGUGUUAAAAGUUAAUUUUCUACAAUACCAGCGCUCAAACAACGCCUCGUUUUCGCAGUGUUUUGCACCCCACGACCUUGCACUUUGUGACGGUCCAUGACAUGUUUGUCACAUGACAUGCUUAACUGUUUUUAUGAUAGGGAUUGCAACAUGUAAACGAGUUACGAACACGGACUCAGAACGAACUUACCUUACCAUGACCUAGCUAAAUGUCAUUCAUUUAAGAGCUACAGUUACCUACCUAUCAAGCGUUUAAGCUUGACAACAUAUCAACCAAUCCUGCCAUUUUUCAGUGACUGUUUCACUGGGGGUCGUCUUUAGAAUGCUAUGUCUCCGAUAUUAUUCCAUGUUUUCUCCUCCGUUAUUUCUCGUCUAGGUCAGCUGCGUGCCUGGGAUAUCAAUUAACGCGAGCGAUUGAGUGCAUUGGCUGAAUAAGUCGGGUGCACUGCGUAUGAAUGCUUUUGGCGGCCACUGGAAGAUGGUACCGCACUCAUAUUGUACUGAGUAUUGGGUCUAUGGCUGUCAGAAUGAGCCGUUGUCGAUUGCUGCAACAAAAGAAUUGAACGUGAGGUAUGUUUGCGUAUCUACUGUCUACGGUCCAUGUGUGUGUGUUUUUUUUUUUUUUUGC
Amphibalanus amphitrite is the source of this 2667-nucleotide messenger RNA. RefSeq lists its product as uncharacterized. Bases 358 to 1650 code for a protein of 430 amino acids. The record is from RefSeq and is a predicted model, not a curated record. The transcript is spliced from 5 exons. Lineage: Eukaryota; Metazoa; Arthropoda; Thecostraca; Balanomorpha; Balanidae.